Messenger RNA from Aedes albopictus (Asian tiger mosquito), 873 nucleotides. Its product is annotated as peroxiredoxin 2. Gene Ontology annotation, molecular function: thioredoxin peroxidase activity. The record is from RefSeq and is a predicted model, not a curated record. Gene Ontology annotation, biological process: removal of superoxide radicals; leukocyte activation; response to oxidative stress. Gene Ontology annotation, cellular component: cytosol. NCBI's taxonomy places the organism in Eukaryota, Metazoa, Arthropoda, Insecta, Diptera, Culicidae.
CCAAAUCACCAUGCCCGUCCCAGAGCUCCAGAAGCCCGCCCCGAAAUUCGCGGGAACCGCCGUCGUCAACGGUGCCUUCAAGGAAAUCAAGCUGGAAGACUAUGCCGGCAAGUACCUAGUGCUGUUCUUCUACCCGCUGGACUUUACCUUCGUCUGCCCGACGGAAAUCAUUGCCUUCUCCGAUCGCGUUGAGGAGUUCAAGAAGAUCGGCUGCGAAGUGAUCGGUGUCUCGACCGACAGCCACUUCACACAUCUGGCCUGGAUCAACACCCCGCGCAAGCAGGGAGGUUUGGGCGAGCUGGGCAUCCCACUGUUGGCCGACAAGUCGAUGAAGAUCUCCCGUGACUACGGUGUGCUCCAGGAGGAGAGCGGUGUCCCAUUCCGUGGCCUGUUCGUCAUCGAUGGAAAGCAGAAUCUCCGCCAGGUGACCGUCAACGAUCUGCCCGUGGGACGCAGCGUCGACGAGACCCUCCGCCUGGUGCAAGCAUUCCAGUUCACCGACGAACACGGUGAGGUCUGCCCGGCCAACUGGAAGCCCGGAUCCAAGACCAUGGUCGCCGAUCCGCAAAAGUCGAAGGAAUACUUCAGCGCUGCAAACUAAACUAAUACAUACUGUAUACCGUAAACAUAGCAUUAAGAAGCUGUUGUGGCUAUUAGAGAGAUAUUCUGCAACUGCAUAUCCUUGUUGAUCCGACACAAAAUAACACUAACUACAUUGUAGUACGGCCUCCAUGUUAAGUUAGCAUUGUUUCAUUCAUCAGAUGAUAGCUGCACCAUCGGUUAAUUACUGAGGCUCUUCUAUGUUCCAAUACAAAUAUCCUUAAGCGGAAGAAUAAGAGCAAUAAAAAUAGUAUUGUUUUUUCUACACCUAAA